This is a messenger RNA of Tachyglossus aculeatus (Australian echidna), 2001 nucleotides long. RefSeq names its product DEAD-box helicase 47 (gene DDX47). Bases 29 to 1393 code for a protein of 454 amino acids. The transcript has 12 exons. NCBI's taxonomy places the organism in Eukaryota, Metazoa, Chordata, Mammalia, Monotremata, Tachyglossidae. The record is from RefSeq and is a predicted model, not a curated record. Gene Ontology annotation, molecular function: RNA helicase activity; nucleic acid binding; ATP binding.
CCCUGGCGGCUCCGGCGGGGCGAGCAAGAUGGCGGAGGGCGAGGCCUGCGUUGGUCCAGUGGAGCCUCCCAAGGAUGGGGAGGAGGAGGCGGCCAAGACGUUCAAAGAUCUGGGCGUGACAGACGUGCUGUGUGAAGCCUGCGACCUGUUAGGAUGGAAGAAGCCAACCAAGAUCCAGAUCGAAGCCAUUCCAGUAGCCCUUCAAGGCCGGGACAUCAUCGGCCUAGCGGAGACGGGCUCGGGCAAAACGGGGGCGUUCGCCCUGCCCAUCCUGAACGCGCUCCUGGAGACCCCCCAGCGCUGCUUCGCCCUGGUUCUUACGCCCACCCGGGAGCUGGCGUUCCAGAUUUCCGAGCAGUUCGAGGCCCUGGGAUCGUCCAUCGGUGUACAGAGCGCGGUCAUCGUGGGCGGCAUCGACUCCAUGUCUCAGUCUCUGGCCUUGGCUAAGAAGCCUCACGUCAUCAUCGCCACUCCGGGCCGUCUGAUCGACCACUUAGAGAACACCAAGGGUUUCAACCUGCGAGCCCUCAAGUACCUGGUCAUGGAUGAGGCUGACCGUAUCCUCAACAUGGACUUCGAGACUGAGGUGGACAAGAUUCUCAAAGUGAUACCUCGAGACCGGAAGACCUUCCUCUUCUCCGCCACCAUGACCAAAAAGGUGCAAAAGCUGCAAAGAGCCGCUCUCAAGGACCCCGUGAAGUGCGCGGUGUCUUCCAAGUACCAGACGGUGGAGAAGCUGCAGCAGUACUACCUGUUCAUCCCCUCCAAGUUCAAGGACAGCUACCUGGUCUACCUACUGAACGAACUGGCCGGAAACUCCUUCAUGAUCUUCUGCAGCACCUGCAACAACACGCAGCGCACGGCGCUGCUCCUGCGCAAUCUGGGCUUCACGGCCAUCCCCCUGCACGGCCAGAUGAGCCAGAACAAGCGUCUGGGGUCUCUGAACAAGUUCAAAGCCAAAGCCCGCUCCAUCCUACUGGCGACUGACGUGGCCAGCCGCGGCCUGGACAUCCCCCACGUGGACGUGGUGGUCAACUUCGACAUCCCCACCCACUCCAAGGACUACAUCCACCGUGUGGGGCGGACGGCCCGGGCCGGACGCUCAGGCAGAUCCAUCACUUUUGUCACGCAGUACGACGUGGAACUGUUCCAGCGAAUCGAGCACCUGAUUGGGAAGAAGCUUCCCGCCUUUCCGACCCAGGAGGAGGAGGUCAUGAUGCUGACGGAGCGGGUGGCCGAGGCCCAGAGAUUCGCUCGCAUGGAGCUCCGGGAGCACGGGGAGAAGAAGAAACGGUCUCGCGACGACGCGGCAGAUAACGACGACACCGAAGGUGCCAUGGGCGUCCGAAACAAAGUGGCCGGGGGGAAGGCCAAGAAGAGGAAACCCCGUUAACGCCGCCCAUCCGGGUGAGUGGAGGGGGCAGCGCUGAACUCUUCCUUCCGGGUCCCCCCCGGCGGCCUCCCCCCGGACACGGAACCUGAUCAGGUCUCUUCCCGGGAUGCUGCACAGACAGUCCUUGAUCUGACGUCGACUUCUUACUUGGGAAGGUGGACAGGGUGUGGGGGCCACGGGGGUGGGGAAACACACGUCGGCUUACGUGGAACUCCGGGGCGACCCUGCCCUCUCUACUCAUCGUGCUGCCGGGAGAAGAGUAAAGGACAACUGAGUUUAUUUUUCAAAAAGCCGAGGCUAUCGGAGCUGUGUGGGAUGAGGGUCGGGGGCACACCUACUGCCAGCCGUGUCCUUGCGGGCUAGGGAUGGGCAAGGAGGAAGCGGUCUCCCUGGGCCCUUGGCUUCCAUCCCUGCUAGGGCUGGCAACACAGCAGGCGGGCUGACUGCCCUCUCCAAGUGACUCCCGAUAGCCCAGGCCUCCCCAGGUCACAGCGGGCACAGAGGGACAAUGCCCAGCCUGUCUUCGGGUAAGGUUUCACUUUACAGCCUUGUCGUGGUGUCAGUCAAUUGCCUCAGUUAACUCAUCCACUAAAUGGGGAUUCAAAACC